This is a messenger RNA of Hypomesus transpacificus, 1282 nucleotides long. RefSeq names its product triosephosphate isomerase 1a (gene tpi1a). Gene Ontology annotation, biological process: glycerol catabolic process; glycolytic process; gluconeogenesis. Gene Ontology annotation, molecular function: triose-phosphate isomerase activity. Bases 111 to 860 code for a protein of 249 amino acids. The transcript has 6 exons. Gene Ontology annotation, cellular component: cytosol. The record is from RefSeq and is a predicted model, not a curated record. Lineage: Eukaryota; Metazoa; Chordata; Actinopteri; Osmeriformes; Osmeridae.
GGGGCGGCAACAGACAGGACAAGUAUACGCACAGUUGCGACGACCCAUCUCUAUCCAGGUCUGUGGCGUCUGUUAUUCAUUAGCACUGGUAUCUAUCAUCAUUCAGUCAUAUGAUGUCGUCAAGAACGUUUUUUGUCGGUGGAAACUGGAAGAUGAACGGCGACAAAAAGAGUCUUGGUGACUUAAUAACAACACUGAAUACUGCUAGCCUCCACGACGAAACCGAGGUGGUGUGUGGUGCCCCCACCAUCUACCUGGACUAUGUCCGCUCCAACUUGGAUGCCAGGAUUGGUGUGGCAGCCCAGAACUGCUACAAGGUGUCCAAGGGAGCCUUCACUGGAGAGAUCAGCCCAGCCAUGAUAAAGGACUGUGGGGUAGAAUGGGUCAUCUUGGGCCACUCCGAGAGGCGCCAUGUUUUUGGAGAGUGUGAUGAGCUCAUUGGUCAGAAGGUGGCUCAUGCUCUAGAGAACGACCUCGGGGUCAUCGCCUGCAUCGGAGAGAAGCUGGAGGAGAGGGAGGCGGGGACAACAGAAGAGGUGGUGUACGCCCAGACUCAGGUCAUCGCAGACAACGUGAAGGACUGGGGGAAGGUGGUUCUGGCCUACGAGCCUGUUUGGGCCAUUGGUACAGGCAAGACCGCAUCACCAGAGCAGGCCCAGGAGGUGCAUGAGCAGCUGAGGGCGUGGCUGAGGGCCAACGUCUCCGAGGACGUGGCGGAGUCUGUACGCAUCAUUUACGGAGGCUCCGUCAGCGGGGCCAACUGUAAAGAGCUCGCCUCCCAAGCUGAUGUGGACGGCUUCCUGGUGGGCGGGGCCUCUCUCAAGCCCGAGUUUGUUGAUAUCAUCAACGCUCGUGCCUAGCCGCAGCCUGGGGACCAGCUGACUGCUCCUAGAACUUCACAUGACUCAGUCCUUAUCCCAAAGUGUUUUUGUGUUUGAAAGCUGCAAUGGAGGUUUGUGUGUGCACACAUGUGUGUCUAUGAAGUGCUGCACUAGUGUUAGGGUUGGGCUUUUCACCUACCAGACAAUCUACCAUAGAAAUGAACCAUAUAUUGUAUUAACUAAUGCACUGCUUGUGGUUAUGUUCACACUGGGUGUUUGUGUUCACCACUUUGUGUGUCACGAGCACAACUGUGAUAGUAAUUAACCUCCUGAAAUUGCUCCUUAAAUUCCUCGCACAGAUUGGUUGAGUUACUGGUCCGUAACUCGUCAGCCAAUGACAAGAAACCAAACCCUUCUACUGUACCUGAAAACGACUUGAAUAAAAGGUUUAUGUGCUACUG